GAAAGCGCAUAUUCCAACCAAUACUUAUAGUGGACAGUUGUCAAAAUUGUUAGAAAGAACAUCAAAACUUACAAAAUGAACAAGGUUUUUUUCUUGUGCGCGUUAACGAGUUUAAUUUCUGUGGCUUUCGCUGAGACCUGUCAAAAACCUGAGAUUGUCGCAUCGUCAUAUGUGACGGAAGAUGCGACGGUCCUCACGAAUGUCGCUUUUACCAUGCAGUUCGUGUUGAAAUGCAACAACGGUAUAAAAGGAAUCAGUUUGUAUGCCGAAGUCGAGGGCAAGACGUUGCCGGCAGUCAGACUGAGCGCCGAUAAUAAAUAUCAGAUAUCCUGGACAGAAGAUAUCAAGAAAGCAAGGUCUGGCGAUUAUUACAUAAAACUGUAUGACGAGGAAAAAUAUGUCGCUGUUCGUAAAGCAAUAAGGAAUGGAGAAGAUCCUGAUAGUGUGAAUCCCUUGGCAGUAGUUGUUCUAAAUAAUCCGGGAAUUUUCCUCGGUCCUUGGGUGAACUCCGAAUUCUUAGCCGCUUUCUUAGCUAUUCUUGUUUCCUAUUCGGCAUUUUCUGCAAAAUACAAACUUCUAGCGUAGAAUAUUUUUUGUUAUUAAAAAAUAAACAUUAAUAAAAUAUUUGAAAA
Messenger RNA from Acromyrmex echinatior (Panamanian leafcutter ant), 632 nucleotides. It is a transcript of the gene Tapdelta, whose product is annotated as Translocon-associated protein delta. The record is from RefSeq and is a predicted model, not a curated record. NCBI's taxonomy places the organism in Eukaryota, Metazoa, Arthropoda, Insecta, Hymenoptera, Formicidae. Gene Ontology annotation, cellular component: membrane; endomembrane system; endoplasmic reticulum.